Messenger RNA from Petromyzon marinus (sea lamprey), 893 nucleotides. RefSeq names its product growth factor, augmenter of liver regeneration (gene GFER). Lineage: Eukaryota; Metazoa; Chordata; Hyperoartia; Petromyzontiformes; Petromyzontidae. The record is from RefSeq and is a predicted model, not a curated record. Gene Ontology annotation, molecular function: flavin adenine dinucleotide binding; flavin-dependent sulfhydryl oxidase activity. Gene Ontology annotation, cellular component: mitochondrion.
CUGCCCCGCGUCACCAGUCAUGGCUGCGCCCAGUGAGAAGGAGACCACGCAGGGACGGGGUUCGGGAUUGGGGUCAGUGCCCGGGUCAGUGCCCGGGUCAAGCUCAGCGGCCAAGGCCCCAGGAGCUCCCAAGCCGUGCCGGGCGUGCACAGACUUCACGUCAUGGAUGAAGGCGCAGAGGAAGGAGAAGGGGGCGGCAGCGGGCAGCGCUGCGACCGAGGAGGCAGAGCAGCGCAGAGCUGCCGCGGCGGCGGCGGCGGCGGCCGAGUGCCCCGCGGACCGCGAGGAGCUCGGCCGCAGCACGUGGACCUUCCUGCACACCAUGGCCGCCUACUACCCCGAGCAGCCGAGCGCGCAGCAGCGUCGCGACAUGGGGGAGCUGGUGCGGCUGUUCUCGCGCUUCUACCCGUGCGAGGAUUGCGCCAAGGACAUGCGAGAAAGGCUUGAGACCCGACCACCGGACACGAGCAGCCGCUGCGGCCUCUCACAGUGGAUGUGCGGCCUGCACAACGAUGUGAACCGCAGGCUCGGAAAGCCCCAGUUCGACUGCAGCCGCGUGGACGAGCGCUGGAAGGAUGGGUGGAGCGAUGGUUCCUGUGACUGAACGAUGGUUCCUGUGACUGAACGAUGGUUCCUGUGACUGAGCGAUGGAACACGUCGAUCGCCCACCCUCAUUUCCACCAAACUCCCCCCCCCCCCCCCCCCCCCCCAUGACCCUUGACUCAAACCCACGAUUUAAUACUCUUAUUACUAUGACUCUAAUCCUUUGUGAUGCCAAUCCAUGGUUACUGAUUCUUUGACUUCAGCAGGUGCGCGUGUGUGUGGCUCAGCGCACUUUGAUAUUGAAUGUUGAAAUAUAAAAGUAAAUGUUACAAUGCAACAACACUAUGCAA